ACGUGGAAAACUAAAAUGACGUCCCUGGCAAAACAACUACAGCAACUGCAAAUACCAGGCAGUUUGCCUUCAACAGCCACUGCUAAAGCCAGCAAAAAAUCAUCUCUGCUAUUUGAUUCGAAAGAGGCAGCUGACAUAGACAACGAAACUGUGUUCUCUAUCGGUUUAAAUGGCUUGGAAGAAUUGAAAGUUAUCGAGCCUGCCUUUAAGAUGUUUGAAAAGUCGCUUUUUGGCGACAAUUCGAUGUCUUUGGAGAGAUCUUUACAGACAAAAGAUGUGAACGAAAAGCUCGAUAAGCAUAUUUCAAAGUUUCUGCAAUAUUUAUCGCCAUACUUCUUGCUAAAGCCAGCUCAUAAGGUUUUGGAAUGGCUUAUCCGAAGAUUCCAAAUCCACGUGCACAAUGUUGAUAGUUUGGUCACUUGUAUUUUGCCUUACCACGAAACAAACUUGUUCACUCGUGUGUUGCAGCUACUUUCCAUAAAAGAUCCUUCCUCAAAAUGGAACUGGCUCAGUCCGAUUAAAAAAGCUGGAGUUCCCCUUUCUAAGACAGCUUUCUUACAACACUGCAUCACUGAUACAGCCUUCUUCUCUCUCAUUUGUGACAUGGUAAUGGAAGGUAUAAAGUUGGAAAUCCCUCCAUCAAGCUCGAGAGUUUUGUUUACAUUUUAUACCUCAACUGUAGUUGGAGUCUUGGAUAUGAUGCCAAGUGUGACAGAGAAAUUUAUGACUCUGUUAUUGCCUCAUUUACUGGCUGGUAUUAAGUCUGGGCUCUCAGAGCUGAUAGCAUCAUCGUACAUUAUUACAGCUCAGUUGUGUUUUAGAUGCAGUAUGGAGAAGGAAUUGGUGAAAUCCCUAUCUGACAGCAUAUGUAAGAGCAUUAAACCAGGAUUUGCCACUGAAGGUUUGUCUUGUCUUACCUACACAUGUCAAUCUCAGGGGUUAAAGAAAUUAUCAAAGAGGUCUUUUAAAGCACUUCUGAAACUUCCAAGACUGGUAGAUAUUCUUCACAAUUUGUCUGUGACUCAUAGCAUUAAUCCAUUACUUGAAGCAUUUGUCCCACAACUUGUAUCCAAUGGAAUAAAACAGGAGUUAUCAGAGGAGAGUGACACAAGAGCCCUGUUAGAGAUUGUCUGGGAAUUACUUAGAGAGGUUGAUUUUGAACCAGCACUGGUCACAGUGAUUGGCAGAACACUUCUUGAGGAGUACUGUGAUGCCAGGAAAGCAUUGGGUGCAGAUGAGGGUAGAAUUGGAAACUUGAAUGAAAAAGUGAAAGAUUUGGUGCAGGCCUUGGAAAAAAGAUAUCCUACUGAACUAGAGAGAGCUGUUGAGGCACAUCUUCAGGCACUCAAGAACACAGAGGACAUGACUGAGGGGGAUGCUGGCAUUGUUUCAGAGGAAGGUUCCCUCUGGACAAUGGAUCUGGUCAUUCCUGAUUCAAACACAACACUAGUUUUGAGUCUUCAUCAUCCUCAAGCCCAAGUGCGAGAAAUGGCAAUCAAACGUCUAGGAGAACUAUUAGCAGAUAAAGGGGGCUUGUCUGAAGACAAACAGUUCAUCAGCUAUUCAUUACUUUCACGACUUCAAGAUGAUGAUCCAUCUGUGGUGGCUUGUGUGCUUAAGUUGGGACAGGGGCUUGUAGAUAAUCUUCCCAUUGAUCAGUUUUUGAAAGAAAUGUUUAAACUUCUGGACAAGAAAUCAGAGGAGUGGGACAAGGUCCGAGAGGAAGCCUCUCUAUUGUUGGUUGGUGACUGGGUAACCUGUGCUGUGCCAUCACUUGUAGCAGAAGUUAUGUUUGGUUUAUUGCCUCGUCUACUGCUCCAUCGUCAGUCUCACAAAAUGGCAGUUCAGUUGUCAUUAAUUGUCAGCCAAUCAGAGCUGGCUUCACUGCAUCCUCUUUUGACUGGAAUGGAAGAUUUUGUUCAAAAGAAAGAGUGGAAAAGUUGCACAAAGAUUGUUGACCUUGAUAAGCUUGCCUUGGCCAGCAGCUUACUGAUCAGUUGGCUUGGAGAUAACUUGGUUAAGUUGGAUGAAGAACAAUGUGUGGAGAUGGUUCAGAGUAUGAUAGGGUAUGCCAAAACUCUUUCAGAUGAAAGUCUUUUCUACCCUCUCCUGAAUUGUCUGCUCAGUAGGGUCAUUGCUACAGCAACAGAGGAGUGUAAAAUUAAGUUUUGCCAAAUCAUCACAGAAUAUAUCUUACCCGAUAUUUGGAAAGUGACAAGAUUGCCAGGAAACUAUGAGCCACUCAAGGAUGAAGAGUCAGGAAACAAAGACACAACUCCAGGGCAUGUGGUUCCAUUUUCUCAACUAAAAUGUUUGGUGAAAUUUCUUGGUAAACACAGCAAUAAGCGGCUGAAUCAUUCCAAAGGUGCCAUUACACUGUGGCUGUGUAAGAUAUUGAUAAAGAACAUCCCUACUGUGCCUUGUGCUUUAAGUGAACAGUGGUGGCCAGAGGCAGAUGGUAAUAACCCAGAAGGCAUUUAUACUAAGCUUCUGACAAUGCUGUUUGAGGCUGUAGCAUUUGGAAGUGGCACUUCAACAGCACAUCAAGAUUUAUUCAAAGAAUUACUUCAAGAUCUCUUCCAGUGCCAUUUACCAGAAAAACUAGUCCUGCUAAAGUUUCUAGGACAUUUAUGGUGUAAAAAUCUCCACCAGGGAGGGGAGAGUGGAUUAGCUCUUCUGCAAGUUCAGUGUCUUCACAUCGCUACUGCAUGCUUUGGCUCCAUUAGCGGGAAAGCGGUGAAGGAACUGGCCAAGACAACAUGUUCAGUUGUACCUUCUCUUAUGGUGCCGCUGUGCAGCCCAGUCUCUGCUGUAAGAAAGUCGGCUGUUGCUUGUAUAAAGAUUAUCAAGUCCAAACUAUCUUCUGUCCAAGCCUGUCCAGUGACGGCACUUCUUGAUGUCUUGAAGGACAGUGCUGAAGAACUUUCUGCAGAUUCCGAGCAGUUACAUAGGGUUCUUGGUGAGUUCUUUGCACCAGCGGUAUCCCGCGGAAAGCCUCACUCCAAGUCAUCGCACAAUAAAAUCAUUAAGAACACGCUGGACUUCUUGUUACAACAUGUAGCAUCCAGUGAAACGUCUUCCUUUGUUAGACGUACCAUACUGUCAUCGUUACGCAGUGUUACUACUCAGGAGAUGCUUCAGACCCUGUUGCCGCUCGUGGAAAAACUAUUAGACAAGUGCGAGGAUAGCAAAGCCCUCUUGCAUGAAGAUGAGAGUAUUCUGCUACAACUGAUUUUACAAAAGUACACCCCGGACACUGCUGCACUGCUGCAGGAGGAAUCCAAAUGUUGGAAAGAGAUGUUGAGGGUGCUCUCCCUGAGAUCUGCGGUCUGCCCCGGACAUCCGGCACCAAUGUUGACUAUGAUUGGCCAGAUUACAAAUAGAUUUUUCCAAGCAAUCCCAGCAGAAGGAGUAAAGCAGCAUCUGAUGAAGAUUUUUGUGGACACGAUGCUUGAAGCAAAGGAUGUUGUUAUAGGAAAUGCUGCCAAGAAUUCUCUGUUGAAGCUUACUCUGACAGCAGAUCUGAUUACUGAAGAGCUAUGUAAGCUGAAUUCCAAUACUGAUAAAGAACCAAAGAAGAAGAAAGUGAAGAAGGCGCGAAAGGGUGAGCAAGAUGACGAGAACGAAGGAGCAGUGCAGCUACAAAGAGUGACAGUUGUUCUUGAAUUGUUACAGAGUAAGAUUAACAUUGAAGAACCACAUCGACUUCUACCAACCUUGUUUGGGACCCUGACCAGGUGUGUAGAACUCGAUCACAGUCAAACAGCUUCAGAGUACAUUAUGCAGCUGGUAUUUUCUCUCAUCAACAACAUCUGUCAUCUCGUUCCCGAAGACCAGUUUGACGUGGAGUUGAUAGUCCAGUGCAUAAGGUCAUCAGAGAAUCCGCGCACUCAUACCCAGGCUUUACUCCUGCUUGCGACUUCAGCCAAGCUUUUUCCGGAAAAAGUUUUGCACAAUGUGAUGUCGAUAUUCACUUUCAUGGGCGCGAGUGUCGUCCGCCAGGAUGAUAGUUACAGUUUUGAAGUCAUCACUAAAACACUGGACACAGUGAUUCCUGCGUUGAUUCAGGCGGGUGAGAAGCAGCAGUUACCACAGCUGACCAAAAAGGACUCAGCGUCUCUGGAUGACAUUGUGGCGAUGCUUAUCAGAGUAUUUGUGGAUGCCUCGCCUCACAUUCCAGAGCACCGCCAGCUUCCCUUGUUUGCUCAUCUCAUCGGCACUGUUGGUUCAACACAGUUCCUUCACACAGUGAUCAUUCUCUUACUGGAGAAACAAAGGGGAAAAACCUCUGUUGCCAAAAAGCCUCUUGGAGCAGACUUUUGUCUCAGUCUCUGCCAUUGCUUCCACGUUAAUGUUCAGGUAGAGGCCAUGCUGAAACUCCUGCAGUUCAUUGAUCAGUUGCCGUUGGCAAAACCUGAAGUUCGUCAAAAGCCCAGGAUGGCUAGAAGAAGUGCCCGUGUAUUCCUCGCUGUUACGCCUCUGUUUGAUGUGGACACUCACUCAGCGAAACACCUCAGGCAAUUCAAAUACACAUCAAUCAGUGUUAUUUCUUCCUUGCUCGACAGUGACGAGUUUGUAAACAAGGUCCAUGUUGAGGAAGAAAUGUUGGAUUUUCUCUUUCUAAGUUUUAAGUAUAUUUAUUUUUCUUGUUUUAUUUUUUGUUUCUGCAGACUGUUACAGGAUACAUUAAACUUCAUGACUAAAACGGCGCAACAUGGUGAUCAGGCAGCUACUGAUGUGACUGGAAAGUUUUGGAAAGCUUUUCUGCAUAAAACUUAUGAAAUUAUAGACAAGGUAAAUCUCCUUUUACCUGCCUCGGUAUUUUUCGAUGUCAUUGAAAAACUUCUUCAUAGCAGCAAUGGAACAGUGAAGCGUAAAGCUAUGGAGUUACUGAACUGCAAACUAAGCAAUAACGUUGGAGUUCAUUCUGACGAGCAGAUUAAGGCGUUACUGAACUUAGUAACCGAACUCCUCGCCAUAUCGGGAGGUACUGGGGAGAGUGAGGGGUCCGUCAUUAACAGGCAGACAGCUUUAUUUCCUUACUUCUUUGACCUCAAGGUUGCUUCAAGCGCGUUGCUCUGUGCAGCAGAAGUGCUCGGUGGACUUAAAACGCACUGCAUUCCCUUCUUGCCAAAGCUGAUGCCUUCUGUACUGAAACUGCUCAAAAGAAAUCAAAAAGAGAGGAACAGCCUGUUGACUCUGUGUGGUAUAACAGCUUUGUACAAAGCCACAGAAGCACUUCCACAUUUUCUUAGUCCUCAUUUAGUGGAUAUUCUGAUUAUGGUGACGCAACCAUCUCUUACUGGAGGAGAGGUUACAGAGGUCCAGCAAGAAAAGGAAGAGGUUACAAAGCAGUCGACUGUGGAUGUACAGUUAAAGGAUCGUGUAGUCUUGCUCAGGAAAGAACUGGCUUGUAAUAUUGCACCCCGAGUGCUGAUAUCGGCAGUGUCUGAUUGCUACAACAGUAUUGUCAACAAACACAAGGAACGUGUUUUCGUGCUUAUGGAUGUCCUGGCAGAAUGUGUGAAAGCCAUGAAAAAGGAGGAUAUUAAAACCUACCAUUCCAAUCUCUUUACGCUGUUCUUAGAAGCGUUGGAUUUCAGAACUCACCACAACCAGGAGACAGAGCGUAGUGUGAUCGAGGCAUUUUUGUGUCUCGUGAUCAAGAUGUCUGAGGCUUCUUUUAGACCGACGUUUUUAAGGUUGAUAGAUUGGGCGACCAGGCCUUCGUCCAGUAAGGAGCGGUUGAUUAUUUUCUAUCGUCUUUGCGACAGCGUGGCUAAUAAACUGAAAGGAUUGUUUGUGCUGUUUGCGGGUUACAUUAUGAAGAACUGUGCUUCUUUGCUGGAUGCCGCAAACAUCUCCAAAACUGAAGAGAACAUUUUCCCGGACGAGUCUCCAAACAGAAACAUGCAUAAAACUUGCCUCUUGUUGAACUACAUGUUGGAUUGUUUGCACAAAUGCUUCAUGUAUGACACACACGGAUUCUUGGACAGCGAUCGUUUCCAGUGUUUGAUGCAGCCUCUUGUAGACCAGAUUGAAAACCUGUUGGGAGGAGAAGAUACCUUUAGAGAGCGGCUUACGAACCACUUGGCCCAAUGCCUCGCGCAGUUUGCCGUAGCCUCCGGGAGUGAUGCACAGUGGAAACCGCUGAACUAUCAAGUAUUACUGAAGACUCGACACAGCUCUGCAACAGUUCGUUUUGCAGCCCUCAAAGUUCUAGAGGGAUUCCACACAAGACUCGGAGAGGAGUUUAUGGUGCUUUUACCAGAGUCAAUUCCAUUCUUAGCAGAGCUUAUGGAAGAUGAAUGCUUUGAGGUGGAACAACAAUGUCAGCACCUCAUCUCGGAAAUUGAGCAAGUCUUGGGAGAACCAUUACAAAAAUAUUUUUAAGGGAUAUGACGAGACACAGUUCCACACUGGGGAAAACUGCCCAACAUUGGCGAAUACUGCUCUACACUAGCGAACACUGCUCCACACCGGCGAACACUGCUCCACACCGGCGAACACUGCUCCACACUGAUGAAGUUGCUCUAUGGACAUGAACUUGGUUCAGCCUAUUGAAAAUUGAUUUCCUCUCCAGUGGGAAUAAAUAUAACCAUAAUCCUUA
Messenger RNA from Pocillopora damicornis (cauliflower coral), 6610 nucleotides. RefSeq names its product HEAT repeat-containing protein 1. Gene Ontology annotation, cellular component: 90S preribosome; t-UTP complex; small-subunit processome. The record is from RefSeq and is a predicted model, not a curated record. Lineage: Eukaryota; Metazoa; Cnidaria; Anthozoa; Scleractinia; Pocilloporidae. Gene Ontology annotation, biological process: maturation of SSU-rRNA from tricistronic rRNA transcript (SSU-rRNA, 5.8S rRNA, LSU-rRNA); positive regulation of transcription by RNA polymerase I. Gene Ontology annotation, molecular function: snoRNA binding.